Messenger RNA from Owenia fusiformis, 3254 nucleotides. The record is from the annotation of a GenBank genome assembly. NCBI's taxonomy places the organism in Eukaryota, Metazoa, Annelida, Polychaeta, Sabellida, Oweniidae.
AUCCAAUGUACAGAUACAUGAAAAAUGCAUAUAGGCCGAAACCGCUAAAUCAUAAAAUAAUACGAGGAACGAUAUUUUCCAAAUAAGUGUCGAUAGAGACUAAAACAUUAUCGUUUAGAAAAUUAAUAAUAAUUAGCCCUUGCAUUGUGACAUGUAUAUAUCCAAAAAUCAUCCUUACCCAAAAUACAUGUAUGUAGAUCUUGCGAGUUUCAAGGUUUGAGAAUGGAGGUAUUUGUACUUGAAGACGGUGUUGAUGACCCUCAUUUCAGACUCUUCGACCUAACGUACACUACCCAUCAGAGUCAACUUCGUUUAAGAGACAAUCUCCUUCAAAAGUGGCGGUCAAUAGAACUAGAGGGUGACCUCAAUCUCAAUAUUCAAGCAGACGAUUUCGAAAACGAGGCCAAUAGCUCGUUGCCAAAUAUACAUGGAGAAGACGAACAGAGUAUGCAUACUGAUGAAGAUGAAUAUGAUGAAUGUGAUCAUAACAAUGAAAAAUCAUCUGAAAAUGUUCACCAGAUAGAUAGACCAAAAUCAGCUACAAAUGAAUGUAUAUCAGGUGCUGGGAUUAGGUCUACCUCUUUCCUAUCCAUGGCCAAGUCUUUGCCUGCUAGCCCGAAUGGUAAAAUACAAGCUGAGACCAGAAUUAAGGAUACAACUGUUCUAGCUGAGCAACCAUUGCGUCUUCCACACAUUGGUAACGCACUGGGUUCACCCUGGACUCAGUCCUCUCGUGACAAUGAUGAACAUUCAAGGUAUUCUGCCUCUAAAUUGAGAUAUACAGAAGACUAUGCGCUUGUUGUUGAACCUUUGGAUAACAGACAAGUGAACCAACCGAUAGAUGUCAUAGAUGUUGACUAUGAGCCAAUAAAACACGAUGAUUCGCUGAAAGAAAAAGGGCCUGAUGUCGAAUGGAGCUGGGAUCUUCAUUCUCUUUUGAACAGAUCACCAGAGAAAAGUUUUUUCAAGAAACAUUACUCAAAGGUUUUACGAAAAGCAAACAAAUCAAACGCACAAGCUCUCCACCAUAAAAUUGAGCAACGAAAUACAAUAAAGUCUAACAAAGCCGAUGUUGAAACAUUUGACAUGGGCGGUAAUUAUACCGCCACAAAUGACAGUAAAACCAUGCAUAAUAAUAACACAAGACCAUUGACGUUGGCUACUACGAGUGGUACGAGACCUCGUGAACUCAACACUCGUUCCGCAAGAACAUACAUAUCAAGCGGAAGAGGUCGGAGAAACGCAGCUGAUUUCCAUCAAGUCGGAAUUAUUGGGCCCAGGUUGAGGAAGCCAGCGUCAGACGAAACAAGACGCGGGAAAAAUGCUAGCUCUGCUACAUCAGAUGGUAUUGAAGCAGACGAACAUUUUGACAUAAACGAAGGGAUCACGAAGUUUGAGCCGCUGCAGAGAUUCCGGAAAGCUGUGAGAACGCUGCAGAUUGUCCUGCGGGCCAUUGCAUCAACCAGGAAGGAUCAGCAACGACAUGAAGCCAAAUUGCUUUCGUUCGCCCAGAUUCAACAAGAGAAUGGAGUGACGACAUUUGACAGCUAUGGUCUUUCAUUUGAUCCAAGAACCUACAAGGCGAAUAAAGAGGUACUGUUGAGCUAUGAGGCCAGGCACAUUCUACGCACUGAUCCUUUGGAACGUACCCCAGAACAGAACCACAUUGCUCUAGUCUCCCUCAACCAAACGGUAGAAGCCUUCAGUGAAUUCCCUAUCAAAAUGCAAGAAUCCUUGGUGAAGGCGGGCUGGCUUGAGAGGUUUGGGUCAAAAAGGAUCAUCAUCAGGCAGGGCCAUCUGGCGGAUAACUUUUAUUUUAUCCUUAGCGGAACUGCAGUCGUCACCAUACUUGACAAGGAUCCUAAAACGGAAAACAGCUUUUCGAAAACAGUCGCAUUCUUAAAGAAAGGUCACAGUUUUGGGGAGCUAGCUCUUAUGCAAGAUGGCGGACGACGUAGCGCUACUGUCACGUGUCAAGAUGACGUAGAAUUAUUGGCGCUGCAACGAGAAGACUUCAAAGACAUAUUCAUGCACGUCGAGGAGAAUCAAGAACCAGAACACAUUCAAUUUUUACGUAAAGUUGACAUUUUGAACGGUUGGCCCAUUGAGAGCUUGCCCUAUGAUGAUACCAAAGUCUGCAUUUUUACUUAUUUCAGGCGUGGAAUCGUCAUGUGUAAAGAUGGAUCAAACUCCGACUGGAUUUACAUUCUUAAGACUGGCAACUGCCGGGUACUGAAAGGUCUUACUCUAACCAAACCCAACUUUCCUGGCCUCAUAAGUGAUGACGAAAUAAACGCAAACAAUAACGAUGAAACCGCAAACAGUAAAAACAAACAGUCGCUUUUUAUCACAAGGAGUCAAACAAAAUCAUCCAUCAAAAGCAAUCGAGAUACAAGUGAAAAUAAAAAGACUGUACCUAAUGUUAAAAUCAAAGGGCCAAAUGGUUCAUACGAAGACUUGCCAAAUAAGUUAAAACAGAGGAACAGGACUUAUACAUUUCCGAGUGCAACUAAGGAAAGGUCCCGUCGUACGCCCAAACUGCCUCCAUUGGUGCGACAUGGAGUGGUUAAGUCUCAGCUUACAAAAGAGGAUGAACGUCAAGCGAUAAAUGAACGUUUGGAGGAAGAAGAACGACAUAAAGCAUUAUUAGAAAGAGUAUUCCAAACUCAACAUCCCGCUGGACAGGAUGAAAGAGUAGGCAGUGCAUACACACGCACAUCGACUCCACAGAUGCAAUCCAACUCUACUCAACAGACGCCCAACAAAGUCUAUGUAGAAUUAGAGAGACUAUUGCCAAAGAACACAUUUGGUCUGGCUCAGUUCGCGUUUGGUGAUAUGUUGAACAUGACGAGCGUAACGCUGGUGUCGGAUGGUGCAGAAUGUAUUUUGGUGCACAAGAACUUCUUCCUAAAACAAGCCUCUGAAGACUAUAUCAAGAAACUCCGGAGAGCGGUGCAGCCGUAUCCAACGGACGAUGCUCUUCAACAAAAGCUGCAAGAUCAAACUAACUGGGACGCUUAUAAAUCACUCACUGUGAACAAUAUUGUAGCCCAUCAUAAAUACAUGGACAUGUUUAGUGUAACCUAGCACAAUACAUUCAUAGUAUUUCAAAAUAGGGGCCAUCCUCUAUAUUGCACUAUGUAACAAUAAAACAUUUCUAAAGUGAACAUUUUUUGUUGACAGUUGUAUCGGGUGGAUAUAAUUCCGAUUUUCAUUUUGAAUUCAACUCCUCUAUCAACUUCCCGAACUCUGGA